Molecule: messenger RNA, 1690 nt
Organism: Anopheles aquasalis
Lineage: Eukaryota; Metazoa; Arthropoda; Insecta; Diptera; Culicidae
Gene: caly
Product: ubiquitin carboxyl-terminal hydrolase calypso
Biological process (GO): protein deubiquitination; ubiquitin-dependent protein catabolic process
Cellular component (GO): cytoplasm
Molecular function (GO): cysteine-type deubiquitinase activity
Source: RefSeq, a predicted model, not a curated record
GAACGGAUUCUGGGUCUUUUCCGUAACAAAGAAGUGGUUUCUUUUGUGGUUUUUGGCCGCUUUCCCGACGGUGGAAAUGCCGGUCGAUAUCAACCGACUGACGGAUGGGUGGCUGGAGCUGGAGAGCGAUCCGGGGCUGUUUACGUUGCUGCUGGAGGAUUUCGGUGUGAAGGGUGUGCAGGUGGAGGAGAUCUACGAUCUACAGAAAGCCCUCGAGGGCCAGGUGUACGGUUUUAUCUUUCUCUUCCGGUGGAUCGAGGAACGGCGAGCCCGGCGCAAAAUCGUCGAAACGACCGACAUCUACGUGAAGGACGAGGAUGCGGUGAACAACAUUUUCUUUGCCCAGCAGGUGGUCCCGAACAGCUGUGCGACGCACGCCCUGCUCUCGGUGCUGCUGAACUGCUCCGACAUCGAUCUCGGGACCACGCUCAGCCGGUUAAAGAUGCACACGAAGGGUAUGGGACCGGAGAACAAAGGCUGGGCGAUUGGAAAUACGCCGGAGCUGGCCUGUGCCCACAAUUCACACGCGAUGCCACAGGCCCGCCGACGGAUGGAUCGCAAUUCGGGCGUCAGCACGGGACGCUUCACCGGCGAAGCGUUCCAUUUCGUUUCGUUCGUCCCGAUCGAUGGCCACCUGUUCGAGCUGGAUGGAUUGAAGCCAUUCCCGAUGGAUCACGGACCGUGGGAUGAGAAGGAAGCGUGGACGGACAAGUUCCGGCGUGUGAUGUCCGAUCGACUGGGCAUUACGACCGGUGAGCAGGACAUUCGCUUCAAUCUGAUGGCCGUCGUGCCGGAUCGGCGUAUCGCCAUCACGCACAAGCUAAAGAUGCUCCGCACGAACCAAACCAUCGUUUCGGCCGCCCUGGAGAAGCUACUGAAAUCGGAAAAGAAGGAACAGACCGCGUCGGGAUCGUCGGCGACAGUUAAAAAGGAAGACGUGGAAUGCACCGCCGUAAAGCAGGAACCGGAAUCUCCCGUCAAGCUAUCGUCCGAGUACUCGGAACUGUUGGCAUUCAAAGAGAAGCAGUCGCCAAAGAACCAAAGCGACAGCACGACACCUACGGCGGCCACGACACGACAACCCCCGUCCCCAUCGGCCGCAUCCUCAUCGACGGUGACGAUGUCGAAAGAGCUGGAAACGCUCGUAUCAAUGAACAGCUCAUCGGAUUCGGUGGAGAUCGUAGGGGAAAGUAGCGCCAUCAAGCAAGAACCGGAUCACCAAGAACCACCACCGUCCCCUCCCGGAUCGUCGUUCAUCGGUGCGGGCACCUUCUCACCGAAGGAUCUACUGUCGCUCCUGAAGAACCUCGAGUCGGAGAUCACAAUCACCGAGCAGCAUCUGUGCGAUGAGAAUGAGAAGCGCGAUCGGUUCAAGCUGGACGACUGCCGGCGGACACACAACUACGACGAGUUCAUCUGCACCUUCCUCUCGAUGCUGGCCCACGAAGGGGUGCUGGCGGAACUCGUCUCACAGGAUCUCAUCACAAGCCGCAAACCGAGCUUCGGCGGUAUGCACAGUGCGGCCAGUGCCAGCAGGGCCAUCUCACGGAGCUACAAAAAGACGGCGCCCGCAGCGGCGGCCACCAACGGUACCUCACCGAAGACACCAGGUGCGAAGCGGCGCCGUGGUCGAGCCAAGUGUCGGAAACGCAAGUGAAACGACUGCAUUCCGUUUCGGGACACGCUUUGA